This is a messenger RNA of Limulus polyphemus (Atlantic horseshoe crab), 1022 nucleotides long. RefSeq names its product ubiquitin carboxyl-terminal hydrolase isozyme L3-like. Gene Ontology annotation, molecular function: cysteine-type deubiquitinase activity. NCBI's taxonomy places the organism in Eukaryota, Metazoa, Arthropoda, Merostomata, Xiphosura, Limulidae. Gene Ontology annotation, cellular component: cytoplasm. The coding region runs from base 16 to 255 and encodes 79 amino acids. The transcript has 4 exons. Gene Ontology annotation, biological process: ubiquitin-dependent protein catabolic process; protein deubiquitination. The record is from RefSeq and is a predicted model, not a curated record.
UUAUUCCACCAGUUAAUGUUUUAUUUACAGACACCCAGUGCUGAUGAGGAAGUGAACUUGCAUUUUGUGACUUUUGUUGAAGUCGAUGAUAGCCUGUAUGAACUGGAUGGUCGUAAAGCUUUUCCAGUUAACCAUGGUCCAACUUCAAAGGAUACUCUGUUAAAGGAUGCUGCUGCUGUGUGCAGGAAGUUCAUAGAGCGGGAUCCUGAGAAUGUCAGAUUUAAUGUUGUGGCCCUGGCAGCAGCUGCUAACUGAAGGUCUGUUCUAGUCAGAUCUCAUAGCUCACCUGAAAUUAGGCUUAGUGUGGAUUUUGACUGAUUAUUCCUUCGUGCUGACAUCAUUGGAAUAUUGUGGCCUUUUUUUGGAUCUGUUCACUUCUUAAAAGCAGUUACCUAAACUUUCAGCUAAACUUACCUAUUUUGCUAUGGCACUGUUUUUGUAUGUCAUUGUAUUUACUCUUAACAGUUAAACUCUUGACACAUUGGUCAGUUUUUAUAAUAUAAAUUUUUUGUUAUUAAAUUCUAGAGGCAUUGCUCAUAUAGCCAAAGUCAUUUUAUGUGUUUAUUACUGGUUAUUUUAUUUGUACUUAAUAUUUUGAUAUGGAUUAAAAUGUUAAAUACUCAUUGUUAUAUUGUCAAACCCAAAUAUUUUCAAUGUUUAAAAUGAGUUACAAAACUUUCUAACAUCAGCUUUUCUCAUUAUCCUUGAAACUAAAUUAUUUUUAACUAAAUUCGCAUAAACCUAAAUAUUAAAUUUAGCAAAUAAGGGUUUUGUUGUUGGCUUACAUAGCUGUAGUGCAGAGAAACUACCUAUCACAAUAUAUCAGUACAUGGCUAAUUUUUAGCUUGCUUAUACCCUUAGUUUUGGAAGUUCGUAAGUAACCAAAGCAUUUAUAGGCUAUUUGAAUUACUUGUUGAAUGUUGUUUUUAACUUAUGUAACUUGUUUUAGCACAAUCCUUUAAUAUUUUGACAUUCCACGCCUCUGUAUCAGUAUUAAUUGUCUCAAUAAAGAACGCUGCUAA